ACCUUCAUCUUCACCGUCGCCAUUCUAUAUUUUCCUUCCCCAUUCUUCCACCUCCCCCAUAAUACGAUCAUCCGGGUUCACCCUAAUUGCAACGAUAUUCUGGUUCUGCUAAUCUCCUGUGAUUGAGCGAUUGAUUUGAAUUUUCAAUCGAUCGCUCACGGUACCUUCUCGGAUCGUUUUUGGCCCAAUACUUUGAUCGGAAACAAGAAAAUGGCCGAGGAACAGAAUUGGCAAGAAACGAGCAAUCACACGCUGUGUGCGAAUAACUGCGGGUUCUUUGGGAGUCCCACCACGCUCAAUCUCUGUUCCAAAUGCUACAAAGAUCAUUGCCUAAAGGAACAACAGAUGUCAAAGGCCAAGACCGCCGUCGAGAAGAGCCUAUCUCAGCCGCCACAGCAACCGGAAACAUAUUCUUCUUCUUCUUCCUUCCCAGUCACAUCACCUUCUUCCGUUUCCUCCGAUCAGUUGACUGUCGCCAAGACGGUCUCUGAUCCGGUCGUAAACCCGCAGACGCGGAACAGGUGCGGGUCAUGCAGGCGGCGCGUGGGUCUCACGGGGUUCACGUGCCGCUGUGGAACGACGUUCUGCGGUACCCACAGGUACCCGGAGCAGCAUGGGUGCACCUUCGAUUUCAAGACGAUGGGGAAGGAAGCCAUCGCGAAGGCGAAUCCGGUGGUGAAGGCUGCAAAACUGGAGAAGAUCUGAGAUGAUCACAGCCGUUGGUUUGUUAUUGAUCGUACGGCCUGGGUACAGGGUGGGAGAUUGGGGGAAUUUAGUCCGUUUAAUCGAAGUUUAUUCGGGCCGGGUCUUAAAAAUAUAAAAAGGAUAUGAAAAAAAACCCUCUCAUUAUUUAUUGUGUAGUUUUUAUUUCUUAUUUAUCUAAAAUCUAAAGAAAAUCAAA
Cynara cardunculus var. scolymus (artichoke) is the source of this 901-nucleotide messenger RNA. RefSeq names its product zinc finger A20 and AN1 domain-containing stress-associated protein 4-like. The transcript is spliced from 2 exons. Gene Ontology annotation, molecular function: DNA binding; zinc ion binding. Bases 211 to 705 code for a protein of 164 amino acids. Lineage: Eukaryota; Viridiplantae; Streptophyta; Magnoliopsida; Asterales; Asteraceae. The record is from RefSeq and is a predicted model, not a curated record.